CUCCGGCUCGUUUUGAUGUCGUCAGCAGUAAGCGACGGGACAGCAGGCAGGCAGACGGCAGAGAUGGCUGCUCCCGGGGAGCGGAGCGGUGGCGGACGGAGCACCGGCUGUCCGCGGGCGGUGAAGUCGUGGUGGCGCCUCGCGGUGCUUCUCCUCUCCGUGUCCUCCCUGCCGGCGGUCUCGGCGUUGGUGGAGGGUCUGUACUGUGGGAAGGAGGUGUGCUACGACGUGCUCGGUGUCACUCGGGAGACCUCCAAGUCGGAUAUCGCCCGGGCUUACCGUCAACUGGCCCGGCGGUACCACCCGGACCGGUUCAGGCCGGGGGAGCCGGGCUUGGAGGGGGAGACCCAGGAAUCUGCACACACCAAGUUCCUGCUCAUCGCGACCGCGUACGAGACGUUAAAGGAUGAGGACACGCGGCGGGACUACGACUACAUGCUGGACCACCCUGAGGAGUACUACCAGCACUACUAUGCCUACUACCGCCGACGGCUCGCUCCCAAAGUGGACGUCCGGGUCGUCGUCCUGGUCACCAUUUGUGCCAUCUCCAUCUUCCAGUACUACAGCUGGCACAGCAGCUACAACGAGGCCAUCAACUACCUGAUGACCGUUCCCAAGUACCGCAUCCAGGCCACGGAGAUCGCCAAGCAGCAAGGCCUCCUCAACCGCACCAAGGAAAAAGGCAAGAACCGACGCUCCAAGGAGGAGAUCCGGGAGCAGGAGGAAGAGGUGAUCCGCGACAUCAUCAAAAACAAGAUAGACAUCAAAGGGGGUUACCAGAAGCCCAACCUGUCGGACAUCCUACUGUGUCAGAUCGUGCUCUUCCCGUACUACCUGACCUACUACGUGGCGUGGUACGUGUCCUGGGUGUACCGCUUCACCAUCUGCAGAGAGGAGUAUGGAGAUGAGGAGAAGCUCUACAUCAUCAGGAGGUACAUGAAGCUGUCCCAGACUCAGUUUGACCGCCUGGAGGAAAGCACCAAGCGGACCUUCCUGGACAAACAGCUCUGGAUCAAAGAAAACUUCGAGGUGUACAGAAAAGAGCAGGAGGAGGAGAUGAAGGUGAAGAUGGCAACCGACACGAGGAUGAAGCGGUACCGCCGCUGGAUGAAGAACGAGGGGCCGGGCCGGCUCACCUUCAUCGACGACUGAGCGGCACAGAAAGCAUCCUCGAUGACAGACACGCCUGCCUCGGUGCCAACACACACACAGAGGGUCGCCGCGCUGUGUGAGAAACGUACCUGUACAGAAAGAUUAUAUAGCAGAGAUAUUUUCAUAGCAUUCGGACCUCUGACAGGACGACGGAGGGAAUGAACUGUGAGCUGAAGCUUGAGAUUUUCAGUAAUUUUUUUAUAUCAUGGCUAUUUUUAAUUAUGUUUUUGUUUUCCAAACUAAGUAGAGGGAAGUUUAAUAAUGAUUCAGUAAUUUUUUUUAUUAGUAUUUUUGGUUUUCUCCUGCUGGUAAAAACACAUUGAGUGACUUUUGGAGCCUGAGGUGUUAUUAAGUGAUUUUCUGUUGGAUGAAUAACCAGGCGGCUGCUGGUUAUUAUACCAAAGUGUCCUUUGGUAAGACAGCGACGGUUAGAAACAUCAAUCAGAAGCUGUUUGAGCGCAUAAGAAACAGCUUCAGUACGUUAUUUCUUCCAGGGCUUUUCUGUCUCUGAUGUGCUGCUGAAGCUUUUUUUAUCUGAAGAAAAUGAGACGUGGUGUUUUGGUAUACAUUUGUGUAAAUGGAAACCAAAGUCACAGCUGCGGUUUCACAACAGCUGAUCUUUGUCACUCGCUGACUCUUUUUAUCAUCAUCGCUCUCCUCAGAAGUUCAGGUGGCUGCUUACUGUUUACUGCAUUUCAGAGGUUGAUUUUACUGUGUUAUUUAUUGUUUCCACGUUUUGUUUUUUUCAGUGGCAAAGCGAAAUUAAAGUCACUCUGAAAUUAA
Molecule: messenger RNA, 1935 nt
Organism: Haplochromis burtoni (Burton's mouthbrooder)
Lineage: Eukaryota; Metazoa; Chordata; Actinopteri; Cichliformes; Cichlidae
Gene: dnajc25
Product: DnaJ (Hsp40) homolog, subfamily C, member 25
Exons: 5
Coding region: 16-1152 (378 amino acids)
Biological process (GO): protein folding
Cellular component (GO): endoplasmic reticulum membrane
Source: RefSeq, a predicted model, not a curated record